AUGUCUCCCGGAAUGACCCUUUUCGCCGUUCAGGCAAUCCUCAUCCUCGGCACGGAGGAUGGCUCUAGGAUAUUCGCCAAGUACUUUUCUCCGCCUCACGCCGCUCCCUCUGGCAGCGCAAGCACAUCGAGCCACCCGUACACCGACCUGAAAUCCCAGAAGGCGUUCGAGAAGGGCCUCAUUGACAAGACCGCCAAGCAGACGGGCGACAUCAUCCUCUACGACAACCGGAUCGUCCUCUACAAGAUGGAGUCCGACGUCAUGCUCUACGUGGUCGGUGCCGCCGACGAGAACGAGAUUCUGCUCUACAACACUGUUCUGGCUCUUCGUGAUUCCCUUCACCUCCUGUUCAAGCAAUCCGUUGAUAAGAGGACCAUUGUCGAAAACUACGACCUCGUCUCGCUGGCCAUUGAUGAAAUUGUCGACGACGGCAUCAUCCUCGAGACCGACCCUACCAUCAUCGUCCAGCGGGUCAGCCGUGCGCCCACCCAGGACGUUCCCCUGGGCCGCAUCGAUUUCAGCGAACAGGGUGUUAACAACCUGGCGCAGCUCGGCAAGUCGAAGCUCACAGAUUGGCUUCGCCAGGGGCUGUAA
Molecule: messenger RNA, 594 nt
Organism: Trichoderma aggressivum f. europaeum
Lineage: Eukaryota; Fungi; Ascomycota; Sordariomycetes; Hypocreales; Hypocreaceae
Exons: 3
Coding region: 1-594 (197 amino acids)
Biological process (GO): intracellular protein transport; intra-Golgi vesicle-mediated transport; retrograde vesicle-mediated transport, Golgi to endoplasmic reticulum
Cellular component (GO): COPI vesicle coat
Source: RefSeq, a predicted model, not a curated record